Molecule: messenger RNA, 5088 nt
Organism: Lemur catta (Ring-tailed lemur)
Lineage: Eukaryota; Metazoa; Chordata; Mammalia; Primates; Lemuridae
Gene: SLAIN2
Product: SLAIN motif family member 2
Exons: 8
Coding region: 400-2148 (582 amino acids)
Biological process (GO): cytoplasmic microtubule organization; positive regulation of microtubule polymerization; microtubule nucleation
Cellular component (GO): microtubule plus-end
Source: RefSeq, a predicted model, not a curated record
CACGCCCCUUCCGGCAGAGGCCCCACCCCUCGCGCGCACGGCGCGGCCCCGCCCCGCCACGAGCUCGGCGUCCGGUCUCCUCAGCGCUCGCCGGCGGCCGCGUCCGCCCCCGACGCUCUGAGGUCACCGACGGGGCCGGCCUGCGGGGGGCGGAGGGACGGAGGGAAGAUGGCGGCAGGGGCCGGAUAUUGGCGCCGCCUCCCCCAAUCCCGGAGCCGGCGCAGAUGAGGCGGCUCGGCUGGGGCCAGCGGCGCUUUGGAAGCCGAGCCGGGGGGACCCUGGCGGUGGGGCCUGGCCCUGCUGGAUGCCGGCGCCUCGGCUAGAGUGAGCGGCGGCGGCGGCGACGCCUCUUUCCUCGGGCUCUUCCCCUGUAGCCGAGAGUGCGAGCGGGAGGCCGGGAUGGAGGACGUUAACUCCAACGUGAACGCGGACCAGGAGGUGCGGAAGCUGCAGGAGCUGGUGAAGAAGCUGGAGAAGCAGAACGAACAGCUGAGGAGCCGCUCGGGGGCCGUGCAGGGCGCGGGCUCCCUCGGGCCCGGCAGCCCGGUUCGGGCCGGCGCGUCCGCUCCCUCCUCCGGCGCGGCGUCCCCGCGGGGCUUCCCCUUGGGCCUGGGCGCCAAGUCGGGCUGCGGGGCCGGGGCGGGCCCGAGGCGCACGAGCAGCGAGGAGCUGCGGGACGCCACCUCCCUGCUGGCGGCGGGCGAGGGCGGCUUGCUGGACGAGGUGGAGCCGCUGCGGCCCGACGAGCUGGAGCGCCUGUCAGGCUGGGAGGAGGAGGAGGAGAGCUGGCUGUAUUCAUCACCAAAGAAAAAACUUACACCAAUGCAGAAAUCUGUUAGUCCAUUAGUUUGGUGCAGGCAAGUUUUGGAUUACCCAAGUCCUGAUGUUGAAUGUGCUAAAAAGUCUCUUAUCCACAAACUUGAUCAAACUAUGUCAGCUCUCAAGAGGCAGACUUUAUAUAAUAAUCCUUUCAACUCUAUGAGUUACACAAGUCCUUACAGUCCAAAUGCCAGUAGUCCAUACAGCAGUGGCUUCAAUUCUCCAUCCUCAACCCCAGUACGGCCUCCUAUAGUCAAACAGCUUAUACUUCCUGGAAAUUCAGGUAACUUGAAAAGCUCAUCAGACAGAAAUCCUCCGCUCAGUCCUCAGUCCUCUAUAGAUAGUGAGUUAAGUGCUUCAGAAUUAGAUGAAGAUUCAAUUGGAUCCAAUUAUAAGCUAAAUGAUGUAACCGAUGUGCAGAUUCUAGCCCGGAUGCAGGAAGAAAGUCUCCGGCAAGAAUAUGCAGCUACCACAUCUCGGCGCAGUUCUGGUUCAUCUUGCAAUUCUACAAGACGGGGUACUUUUAGUGAUCAGGAACUUGAUGCACAAAGUUUAGAUGAUGAAGAUGACAAUAUGCAUCAUGCAGUAUACCCUGCUGUUAACAGGUUUUCACCAUCACCACGCAAUUCACCUCGACCGUCACCUAAGCAGUCACCCAGAAAUUCACCUCGUUCCCGGUCUCCUGCUCGGGGAAUAGAAUAUAGUAGAGUGUCCCCACAGCCCAUGAUUAGCCGCUUACAGCAGCCGCGCCUUUCACUUCAGGGGCAUCCCACGGAUUUACAGACAAGCAGUGUUAAAAAUGAAGAAAAACUAAGACGCAGUCUUCCAAACCUGUCCCGAACAUCCAGCACACAAGUUGACUCAGUGAAAAGCAGCAGAAGUGACUCAAAUUUUCAAGUGCCAAAUGGAGGAAUACCUCGCAUGCAACCUCAGGCUUCAGCCAUACCUUCUCCUGGCAAAUUCCGCUCCCCUGCAGCACCAUCUCCUUUGGCUCUCCGGCAACCAAUGAAAGCAUUUAGUAACCAUGGCUCUGGUUCUCCUGGUAGCCAAGAAACAACACAGCUCACACAAACCACCUCCUCACCUGGGCCUCCCAUGGUUCAGAACACGGUCUCAGCAAAUCCUCCCAGCAAUAUCAACAGCACUACUCUAACAAGACCUGCAGGGACAACCCCCAUGAGAAGUGGCUUGCCCAGACCCAGUGCCCCUUCUGCUGGGGGCAUACCAGUGCCUCGCAGCAAACUUGCACAGCCUGUUCGCAGAUCCUUGCCAGCUCCUAAAACCUAUGGUAGCAUGAAAGAUGACAGUUGGAAAGAUGGCUGUUACUGACCAGCAGAGACAAGAAUGCAGAGGUCCACGGCUUCAUGGAUACCCCUUCACCAGGCUACAAACAACUUUUAUAUGCAGACUGUUCAGAUAAGACUCUUGGGAUUUAUAAAAUCCCAGCCCUCUCUGUCUUAAUUAGCACAAACUGGCAGAGAUCAUCAAACAGCACUUUAAUGACAUUUAACAUCAGAUGUGUUUGGUAAUCAUACAAUCACUCUCCAUGGAAUCACUUUUAGUUUUGUUUACUAGAAACUAAGUUGAUUUUUAAAUAUUUGACAGAGGCCAAUAUCUGGGCAUAUACCUAAUGGAUGCCAAAGAGAAAUGCCCAUUUGUAAAUGAGAGAAUACCUUUGUACACAAGAAAAUGGUGAACUCAAGCUAUCCAAAACUUCACAUUCAACCUAAUUUCCUGUAUAAAUAGUAUCAAUAAAUAUUUGUGUUAAAGAGAACUAAUAUUCUGACUAAUUAUCUAAACUAUUUCACUAGUGUUUCACUAGUACUCCAGGAAGCUAUAGAUUGAGAUUGGGGGGAAAGAGAGGAAGAAACCUGGACUAGAGAUUUAAAACGUGAUUCCUAAAUUUAGAAUUCCAUAAAUUAUUUUUGCAGAUUCAUUAGAAAAAUUACCGUUUUAUUUCUUCUUAAGUUUUGGAUGUAGCUCCCAUAUCACCACCACCAGAUAGUUACAGCGAGCAUCCGUCACGUCGCAUUGACACAUCAGACUUCUGCGUGUUUGUUUUGAUGGCCAAAAGGGCUUAAUAUCAGUUGUACAAUCUUUCUAGACUUUAUAGUUCCUGGCUCAGGAAAGAUGGCCUUUGCUAUUGAAGCCAACUUCUUCACAUGCUGUUAUCUGUUACAGAACUAAGAGAUCUUGUUUCUAUCAGCAGGUUUUCAUGAUAGGAAAGAGCAAGUACUGUGUAUCUUUAUUCUUGAUAUAUCAACACCUCAGUGCUUACAACCUGGAACAAAACCAUACAGUAAGAGAGAGGGGGGGAAAAAAUCUAUGCACUUAACCUACACAUCUCUAGUGAUGACAGUUGUAUUGUUGUUAUUAAAUGGUUAUAACGGUCUGUUAUGUGGUAGGAAAAUAUAGCCUGCUAAAUGCUACUUAAGUUGAUCUAUUUUAAACUGAAUAACUGCAUAAAACAUCUUUUGAAAAUACUGUCCCUUUUGACUUAGUUUCUGCCUUACAUCAAUUUUGCAUUUUUGGUAACAAACCAACAUAUAAUUCUAGCCUGUUAAAUACUUGCUCUCUAAUGGCUCAUAUAUAUAUCCUUAAAAUCACCUAUUUCAGUUUUAUCAAGACUAUUACCAGAUUAAAACUUCCUUCUGUAACAGGCUUCUCAUUUUUGAUAGUGAGGUCUGUUUUUAAAUACUUAAUUUGAACAAAGGUCUAAAAUAUUGGCAGUUGGGUCACCUAAAAGAUUUUAGAGAUUUGAACAUAAGUUCAUUUCCUGCUAAUUAAAGACAUUCCAUAAGUUGGCAAAAGAAAUUGAGAGAGAGAAAUGGAAGGUUUGAUAUUCAGGACAGCAUUCAGAUUGCUAGGUUGAGAGAAUGUUAGAAACUUUAACCAAGACUUUCAUUCUGCCUUGACUGACACCAUGGUAGUCUGUACAUUAGCUUGACCAGCGUGGAGGCUUUCAGUUAGCACAAGCAGCUGGAGAUUGAAACUGCCAGUACUAUGCAUUUGGUGUAUACUGCAAGAAAGAAAUUGUAUCCUUGAAUUUGAGGGUGAUGGGGCAGGUCAGGAAAGGAUGGUGCCAGAAUUCUAUGUGAUGAUGAAUUAAAAAAUGUUGCUUUUCAGAAGAAGAUAAAGAAAGCAUCAGCUCUGGGGAGGGGGUAUCUCAUGUAAAUCUAAGUAAGUAAAAGAUAGGACUAGCCACUGUCUCUUUUAAAAACCACAUAUACACAAAACAGGUCUCAGUUUUCAGUGCAACGUUUUAAAAAUAUAUAUGCUGCAAUCUAAGAAUUAAAAGGAAUUUUAAUAUUACGAAACACUCAUUACAUUUUUUAAGUUAGAUAAUCAGUUUCAAAAGAUAUUCAGGUUAUUUAACUUUGUUUUUAAAUGGCUGCAUCAGAAAAAACUUCUAUUUUUUUUUAAUUAAAAUAUUUCAUCACUUGUUAAAACAUUUAUUUUCGAUCUGAGUUUGGUAAAGUAUUAUUUUACAUGCUGUUGUACUACCACAGACUAUUGGCUUUUAGUUUCCUAAAGAGAAAAAUUGCCUUUUUACUAGAAAGCCUUUGUGUAUUGCCAAUUUUUCUGUUUGGGAAAAUCUAAGGAUUUACUGUGGUCAGUCUUACAGGAGAAAUGUAGAUUUGAUAAACUAGUGCCUAUGAUUUUAACUUAUGUUUGAUAUAUAGUAGUAAGGGUUUUACGAAUGUUGAUUAUUUUGUGCCAACAGCCCAGAAUUGUCACUUAUAUGUAAGCAGAAAACUAUGAACUCUGCUUCCAAAGUUAUUUAAUUUUCUCAGUGUUUGAAUGUUAUUUUUUGUAAGUGUGUUAAUAAAAGUGUAAAGAAUUGGAAAAAAAUAUAAAUAUUCUUAACUCAAGCAUUUGCUGGAUCAUUUUUCUACAGAACUUGUUUGUAUAAUAUAAAACACUUUCUGAAGAGUUGACUUUUUUCAGUUUUCAUAUCCUGGAAAUCACAUUUUGUAAAACUGGGGACCAUUCAUAAUUGCCAGAUACUUUUUAAAAUUAUCUCAAUACAUCACUUUUAUAGAAGCAGUUUUUUUGAAAGAAAAUUAAACACAUAUGUGGCCCCAGAUGUUUGUAUGACUCUAGAAUGAUCUAGAUAUGUAUGUUUAAAUUAACUUUUUAUUGAAUGUACAGGUGUCCAUUUUUGACAUUCGCAUGGUCCUUUUAGAUCACAUGAAGUUUGAUUUGCAAACGUUUCUAUAGCCGAACUUGUAUAUGUGGUUGCCUCCUUAAUAAACAGCCUGACCAUAA